This is a messenger RNA of Tachyglossus aculeatus (Australian echidna), 1355 nucleotides long. RefSeq names its product killer cell lectin-like receptor subfamily F member 1. The record is from RefSeq and is a predicted model, not a curated record. Bases 90 to 656 code for a protein of 188 amino acids. The transcript has 5 exons. NCBI's taxonomy places the organism in Eukaryota, Metazoa, Chordata, Mammalia, Monotremata, Tachyglossidae.
CUUCCCGCAGCUGGAAGGGAGAACAUUCCCCUCUGUCUUCUGGAACUCAGGGUCACCCGGACAAUCCACUCGGAGACAAGGACCAAGAAAUGCAGAAUGAAGAAGGCUACGAGGUGCUGAAUAUCCAAACCAAACCGAAGAUAUCCUCUCAGCCCUUUCCAGAUUUCCACCAACCUCCCCCAUGGCGAGGGACCGUUCUGAAAGUGUCUGGUGCAAUGAACGUUAUCCUGCUGGUGACAUUGGUGACGCUGAGUGUUUUUGUGUCUCCUAAAGAGACGAGCACACAGCGACAGUGCCCGGCAGAUUGGAAGUUGGACCGAGGAAAAUGCUAUUGGUUUUCCAACGUGACUGAUAAGAAAAACUGGACGGGGAGCGCAGAAUUCUGUGCAGAAAGGGAGUCCAAAUUGACAACGAUUCAAGAGAUAUGUGACUUGGGCUUCAUCUGGUCACAGAUCCCCCUAUCGAAGUACUACUGGAUUGGGCUGAGCAUUCCACACCCUGGGGGAAACUGGACAUGGCCUGAUGGCUCUGCCUUCAACUGGAGGCUGUUCCAGAUAAGAGACUCAUCUGGAAAGAACACAUGUGCUUCACUCUCCAGGGAUGGGAUCUAUCCUGAGAACUGUAAGGGUUUAAAUUCCUGGAUCUGCCAGCAGUAGUAUGGCCCCUUGAGCCCCGGUGAGAUUUCUGCUCUCUGACUUUGUGUCUGACGGAGAUGCACAGGCAGAACCUGCCCUCCCCUUGAGCUCUGAUGCCCCAGCAUGGCCUGGGGCCAAGGGAAGUACACAGCAAGUCAGCAAAUUUGUUUACUCUCUUGGCAAUUCAAGCCCUCUUCCUAGCCAAGUAUUCCUCAGAGCCACUUGGAACUGAUUGAUGUCCAGGGGAAAACCCAAGAACAGAAGGCCGAUGGGACCGGGAAACCCUGCCUCUGCAACUAAUUGUGGUAUUCGUUAAGUGCUUACUAUGUGCAGAGCUCUGUCCUAAGUUCUUGGGUGUCUUCAAACAAGAGAGUAUCUUAUCACCAUUUUACAGAUGAGGAAACUGAGGGACAGAGCAGUUAGGCAACUUGCUCAUAAAGAAGGCAAGUUGUGGAGCUGGGAUUACAAUGCAGAUCAGAGACAGUCUGUAAAGAUGUGGUAAAAUCUGUAAAGGAGGUAAAAACAUUUUGGCAUCUGUAAAUACAGGGGCGACUUCCUCAGUGAGAUAGUAGGGGUGAUCAUCAUAGCCACCUCACUGCCCCCUCAUCACUUGGAUGUCGUGUUCCUUGUGACCCUGCGGACCGCUCCCCUGAGACUGUCAGCCAUGGCCCGACCCCCUUGCCCCCCGGAAAGCCUCCUCUCCACCUUCAAUAAAAAUAU